UCCCAACCCUAAAACCCCACUCUUAUUCACUCGCCCAUAUAAAUAUUUCUUAGCCUCUCAACGCCUUUUCGUUCCUGUCUCCUCCUCCUCCUCCUCCUCCUCCUUAGGGUUUCUGCAUCUCACUCUGCAGACAUGGCCAGAGGACUGAAGAAGCAUUUGAAGAGGCUCAAUGCCCCAAAGCAUUGGAUGCUCGACAAGCUUGGUGGUGCUUUUGCCCCCAAGCCCUCAUCUGGGCCCCACAAAUCCAGGGAGUGCCUUCCCCUGGUUCUUAUCCUGAGGAACAGGUUGAAGUAUGCACUCACAUACCGUGAGGUUGUUUCGAUUCUCAUGCAGCGCCAUAUUUUGGUUGAUGGAAAGGUCAGGACCGACAAGACUUACCCUUCUGGCUUCAUGGAUGUUGUUUCAAUCCCGAAAACAAACGAGAAUUUUCGUCUGCUUUUUGACACAAAGGGUCGGUUUAGGCUUCACUCCAUUAGAGAUGAGGAGGCAAAGUUCAAGCUCUGCAAGGUUCGGUCGGUGCAGUUUGGGCAGAAGGGCAUCCCCUAUCUUAACACUUUUGAUGGCCGAACCAUUCGCUACCCUGACCCGCUGAUCAAGGCCAAUGACACUAUUAAGCUGGACGUAGAGACCAGCAAGAUCACUGACUUCAUUAAGUUUGAUGUUGGUAAUGUUGUCAUGGUGACUGGCGGUAGGAAUAGGGGACGUGUUGGAGUCAUUAAGAACAGGGAGAAGCAUAAGGGAAGCUUUGAGACCAUCCACGUGCAGGAUGCCCUCGGCCAUGAGUUUGCAACCCGUCUUGGCAAUGUGUUCACCAUCGGCAAGGGUACCAAGCCUUGGGUUUCUCUUCCCAAGGGCAAGGGCAUCAAGCUAAGCAUCAUUGAAGAGGCAAAGAAGCGACAAGCGUCCCAAACAGCUGCUACGGCUUAAACAAUAUAGCGUCGACUAUGGAUUGUUGUUCCUGUAGUUUUAGAAUGGUACUUAGUUGAAUCAGUUAAGCAGUUUUACUUAAAUCAGCUUAUGUUUAGGGGGUUCUUUUUUCUUUCGUUUUGGGGCCGUGCAUUAUGGAUUAUUUAAGUUGCUAUACUGGCUUGAAUCUUGUUAUGUUUUGUGCUGGAAUGAGAUGUGUAUUGAACCAUUUUUAAUCAACUUCCUGCCUAUGCUAUGCUGAUA
Messenger RNA from Malus domestica (apple), 1170 nucleotides. RefSeq names its product small ribosomal subunit protein eS4x-like. Gene Ontology annotation, molecular function: structural constituent of ribosome; RNA binding. The record is from RefSeq and is a predicted model, not a curated record. Lineage: Eukaryota; Viridiplantae; Streptophyta; Magnoliopsida; Rosales; Rosaceae. Gene Ontology annotation, cellular component: cytosolic small ribosomal subunit; ribosome. Gene Ontology annotation, biological process: translation.